AAUCAAACUCCUCUCACUUCAACUAUUUAUUCAACAAUCUUUAUUAUCCCUUCUCUCUCUCUCUCUCUAAAACACACACACACACAAGCACGAGCUACUUUUCAAUUUAAUUUUUUUACAGCAUCACAUUCGAUAAAAUCACCUGAAUUUUAAUUUUCCAAACUAGAGAGAGAGAGAGAGAGAGAGAGAGAGAGAGUUGUGAUGGGUGGGAUUAGAAUUAGAAAGAGAAAGGGAAUUAUUGUUCGUGGGUUUAUUAUUUCACCUGUAUUUUCCUCUUUGAAUUCCCAACUCGUACUCUUUUUGUUGCUUUAUCCCUACACCACGACCAAAGCAAACAAGAAAAAUCGCAACUUUAAUAAUUAUUAUAGUUUUUUUUGUUUGUUGCUCAGUACUGUAUACGUAUGAGUAGCAGCAGUAAUUAAUUGGUGUAUUUUAUUAAUCGGUAUUCUCCAAAUCGUCACCGCACAUCUUUAUCAAACUCGAGUUUUUUUUUCUGCUGUCUACCAUUAAUCGAUAGGUUGUCUAGAGAGAGAGAGAAAAAAAUUGGGGGAAAUUCCAAUUUUCACAAGUUCCGAUUCCAAUUCUAUCAAAAUGCCCCUUUUCUGAGCUGAUUUUUGCAAGCCCUAAUUUUUUUAGUUGAAUGGAGGGGGAUUUGUUAGUUGCUGAUCUUUUUUGAGCUCUGAUUUUGCGUUUUCUGGUGGAAUGGAGGUUGAUGAGGGAAGCGGAGGUGGUGGUGGUGGGGAAAGUGUGGGGGCGGCGAAGAAGAACUCGCCGGAGGGAGAGGGGGAGGUGAAGGUGAAGCGCAAAAUGAAGACUCCUUCUCAGUUGGAAGUUCUUGAAAAAACAUAUGCUAUUGAGACGUAUCCAUCCGAAGCAUUGCGGGCGGAGCUCUCGGUCGAAUUGGGGCUGACUGAUCGGCAGCUGCAAAUGUGGUUCUGCCACCGGAGGUUGAAAGACCGGAAGCCAUCCGCGGAGAAGAGGCAGAAAAAGGGCAGCGUAACCACACCUGCAGUUGCGGAGUUCACUAGUGGGAUUGUGCACGAGAAGGUGGUUAGCAGCAGCGCUGAUGUGGCACAUGAGCCUCGCUCGGGUUUGAGUCUUUUUGGGAAUGUUGACCAGCAGCUGCAGCAGCAACGAGUGGCUCAUAAGGCUGGGACUGCUGUCCCGAGGAUGUCGACAGAUUUGCCAUCCAUGAGGAGAUACUAUGAACCGCCGCUGGCGAUCUCUGAGCAAAGAGCGAUUAAGUUUGUGGAAGCACAGUUAGGGGAGCCACUUAGGGACGACGGGCCAAUUCUUGGGAUGGAGUUUGAUCCUUUGCCGCCUGGCGCCUUUGGUACUCCAAUUGUUACAUCAGACCAACAGAAACGAGCUGGACAAUCCUAUGACGCCCACUUAUAUGAGAGGAUCGAUGCUAAACCAAUCAAGGGUGCCUCUAGGGCUCUCCAUGAAUACCAAUUUCUCCCUGAAAAGCCGUCGGCAAUAAAUGACCCUUACGAAAGAGUUGCGCCACAUUAUUAUGGUUCGCCCUCUGAUGCUCUGAAUUCUCGAGUGCCAUUACCUACUGGGAGACCUAUGAUACGUAGCAAUGAGCAAGGGGCAUCUGGAUAUCUUCAAGGUCAAAUGCCAAGUUUGAGUCUUUUGCCUCAGCAAGUCAGGCAUGAAGCACACUCGUCUCCAGCUCCUGGAGAAGUAGAUCUUGGUCCUCUAACAGCUCCUGUUGUCAAUGCCAACAUUGAUUCUCAGCUUUUCAUUCAUCCAGGUAGUGGGUUUGAUAAUCAGAUUGCGACACCAGAGAGGCGUGCUGUGCUGGACCCUGAGAGGUUGGAGAGGAAACGCAAGGCUGAAGAGGCUAGAAUAGCCAAAGAAGUUGAAGCUCAUGAGAAAAGGAUCCGUAAGGAGAUGGAGAAACAGGACAUUAUGAGGAGAAAGAGAGAAGAACAAAUGAGGAAAGAGAUGGAACGGCAAGAUCGGGAACGACGAAAGGAGGAGGAAAGACUGUUGCGUGAAAAGCAGCGUGAAGAGGAGAGAUGCCAAAGGGAGCAACGGCGUGAAAUAGAAAGAAGAGAGAAAUUUUUACAAAAGGAGUAUAUCAAAGCAGAAAAGAUGAGGCUGAAAAAGGAAAUGCGCAUGGAGAAGGAGGCUGCAAAACUCAAAGCUGCUAAUACCAGGGCUGCUGCUCGCAGAAUUGCCAAAGAAUCUGUGGAACUGAUUGAGGAUGAAAAUUUGGAACUCAUGGAACUAGCAGCCUUAAGUAUGGGAUUGCCCUCAAUUGUGGCCCUUGACAGUGAAACUUUACAGAACCUUGAUUUGCUCAAAGAUAAACUCCCAGAAUAUCCACCCAAGUCUGUGCACUUGAAGAGGCCCUUUCAUGUCCAGCCUUGGAGUGACUCGGAAGAGAACCUUGGUAAUCUUCUUAUGAUUUGGAGAUUCUUGAUAUCUUUUGCUGAUGUUCUUGGUCUGUGGCCUUUCUCCCUGGAUGAAUUCAUUCAUGCACUGCAUGAUACUGACCCGAGGUUGUUGGGUGAGAUCCAUAUAGCUCUUAUGAGAUCCAUUAUUAAAGACAUUGGAGACGUUGGCAGAGCAUCAGACCCGAAUUCUGCUGGCAUCCCUGUUGGGGGGCAUCCACACAUUGUUGAAGGGGCUUAUGCUUGGGGUUUUGACUUGCUUAGCUGGCAGCGCCACCUUAGUCCGGUAACUUGGCCUGAAGUAUUGCGGCAAUUUGCUCUCUCUGCAGGCUUUGGGCCAAAAUUAAGGAAUUCAGAUAUCAAACGAGCAUGUUUCCAGAAUGACAGUGAGGGUGAUAAUGUUGCAGAUACAAUAUCCAAUAUACGAAGUGGAAAAGCUGCUGAGAAUGCUAUUUCCCUUAUGCAAGAAAGGGGUUUCUCAAAUUCUCGAAGAUCCCGGCAUCGCUUAACUCCAGGAACAGUUAAAUUUGCAGCAUUUCAUAUUCUUUCACUGGAGGGAGAUAAGGGACUUUCGAUAUUGGAAGUUGCUGAAAGGAUUCAGAGAUCUGGUCUUAGGGAUCUCACAACAAGUAAAACUCCAGAAGCAUCUAUAUCUGCUGCUCUAUCAAGGGACACAAAAUUAUUCGAGAGAACAGCUCCUUCAACUUAUUGUGUACGCACUCCUUAUCGGAAGGAUCCAAUUGAUGCAGAGACGCUUCUCUCUGAAGCUAGGGAGAGAGUUCGGGUACAUCAAAAUGGAAAUGUUGAUGAAGAAGAACCAGAUGUUGAAAAGGAUGACCUCGACAGAGAUCAAGACUCUGACAGUGAUAUUGGCGACGAUCCUUAUGUUGAUGACUUGGAUGCUUUGGCAAAUGAAAAGGAGGCUUCUCACUCCAGCAAAACAAACAAAAUUGAAGAUAUCUCUGGAUAUGACAAUGACAAUUCCUGUAGUGAGUUGAUGGAAACACCAUUCUUGAAAAGCAGUGCAAUGUUGACCGAAUCAGUUGAUGAGGUCAAAGAUAAUGGAAUAAUGGGUGCCCCAUGUGUCGAUGUUGUUGGGGUUAACUCUCAGGUGUCUGCCUCUGAUCUUGAAGACAGCGUGGUCGAUGAAUCUAGUCCUGGAGAACCAUGGGUUCAGGGACUCACUGAAGGGGAGUAUGCCGACCUCAGCACCGAAGAGCGUCUAAAUGCUCUUGUUGCCUUGAUUGGUGUAGCAAAUGAAGGAAAUGCCAUCCGCGUUGCCUUGGAGGAACGGCUGGAAGCUGCAAAUGCAUUAAAGAAGCAAAUGUGGGCUGAGGCGCAACUUGAUAAGCGUCGAAUGAAAGAGGAGCAUAUUUUUAAAGUACACAGAGCUGAACUUAGCGUUCCUCAUGUUAUGGAUAACAGGAGAAGUCCACUAAAUAGUGUUCCUAUGAAAAACGAGUCCUCGCCUGCGAACCCCGACUUCCAGCUGGUUGACUUGAAUGAUCAACAUAAUGAAGUACAUUAUAUUGCUACUGAAAAGAAUCCUCUAACGCCCGACUUCUCUGUGGUUUCUGAAAACUUGAUGCUUCAGCAGUCUAUGAUUGCUGCUGAAAAGUCACGAUCAGAGCUGAAAGCUUGUAUUAGUCACCGGGCUGAGGAAAUCUACGCAUAUAGGUCCUUGCCCCUUGGACAGGAUCGGAGACGCAAUCGAUACUGGCAGUUUGUCGCAUCACUUUCUCGAAACGAUCCUGGAUCUGGCAGAAUAUUUGUAGAGUUGCACAAUGGUGUUUGGAGGCUUAUCGACUCUGAAGAGGGGUUCGAUGCUUUGUUAUCAUCUUUGGACGUCCGUGGAACUAGAGAAUCUCAUUUGCAUUCAGUAUUGCAAAAUAUUGGGCCAACUUUUAAAGAGACUGCUAGGAAAAACUCUUCUUCACUUUCUGGUAGACACGAUCGUGUUGAUGCCGGGAAGGAAGUUAAACUUGACUUGUCUUCUCCGAAGGGAAUAGCCCAUGUGUCAUGUUCUCCAGAACAAUCGACGCCACUUGCUGCAAAUCUUGUAAAUAAUGGAGCAGAAGAAAAUGACAUAAAUCAAAGAUAUAAAGACUUUGAGUGGAUAUGGAAAGAAUGCUUUGCUUCGGAUGUAUUCAGCGCAUUGAAGCGCAGCACGUUGUGGCGCUGCCAGCUGCUGGAAAUUUGCAACCGCUGCCGUAUCUUGUACUCGUGGGAGGAAAAUCACUGCCCUUUUUGUCAUAUGACCUACCACACUUCAAAUGACACUUCGGAGUUUGCAGAGCAUGUUGCUAAAUGCAGGAAGAACGACGACGUCUUAUUUGACCUCUCUCUUCCCCCGAGAAUCGUAUUGCUGAAAGUUCAGUUAGCUACGAUUGAGGCAUCUAUUCCCGCAUAUGCUCUAGAUUCUGCCUGGUCAGACGAAUACAGAAAAUCAUGGGGCAGGAAGUUGCAUACGGCAUUGACCGCGGAAGAGCUUCUUCAGUGCUUGACGUUGCUGGAAGAUAACAUCAAGAGGGAGUUUUUGUCGGUGAGCUACGAGACCUCAUCGGAGAUAUUGAGUUCGUCCAAAGUCGCAGAGAGUUCAUCAAGACCUGGAGUGGUCCCGAUACCUCCAUGGAUGCCUCGUACUGCACCUGCUGUUGCUUUACGGCUCAUGGAUCUUGAUACGUCCAUCUACUAUUCGCACGAGCAGAAGGAAAGAUGUCAGAAAGACGACAAAGACGGUUACUUCAAUAAUUUUUCGCCAAUGUAUUCUACACUUGGGUGUUCUGUGGAUAAUAAUCCGUCCCAAGCUGGAUCUCGACUGGAUAACGGCCGGGGAGAUCUCCGAAAUGGCCGAGCCAAGCGAGGACGGGGACGUCCAAAAGGUCCGAGCCGCACGCGUGGAGGAAAAAUGCUGGGUAGGGCGGCUACUAAUGCUCAAGAGGAACCAUGUAAACAGUUGCCGGGUUGGAGAGGGCGGACACGUGCACGAGGUCGAGGUGGCAAGAAAGGCCGCCGUUCGAUUAGAAGCCGACAAAAGCCUGCUCCGAGAGUGGCUGGGAAUGCUUUCAACAAAAGAGGCAGCAAGGGCAUUAUCGGUGACGAUGAUACCGCGGAGGUACACGAAGACGGGGACUGGAAUUUGGCAGCUACCCCGGUUGAAAUCGAGGGUGCCGAGAAUGUUAGCAGCUCCGAAGGAUCAGAGUUCGAUAAUGACAACUAUCACGAUCACGAGAUCGGGAAUGGUCGAGCUUCAGCCGACGAAUUUGGCGACCUUUAUGCGGAAAGUGGGGAUUUUGCCGAGAAUGUAGAGUACGGGAAAGGCAUCGAGCGUGGCGAAGACGCGGACGGCGUUGAUUACGACGACGAAGAAUACAAUGAUGAGGAAGAUGAAGAUGUUGACGAUGGCGUGGAUGAACACGGACACUACGUCGAAGGAUACGUCGACGACGACUAUCAAGAGGAAGAGGGAAACCGGUCUCCCGGCGAGGAGCGGGUCGAGAAUGCAGGGAGGAGCUCGGACGGGGAAUCGCUGUCGUCGUCUUCCUCCGAGUACAGUUACUAACGCUUGGCACCUCAAGAAAGGAAGAUACUUACAAUGCAGUAGUAUAAUUGUAAUCAAUAAUUCUACCUCAUCCUUUAUUUGGAGCCGUAACCGGAUAGUGUUAGGCAUCAAACGACGACGUUUUGCUGUUUAAGGAACGUAGUUGAUGAAGUAGUGUAAUUUUUCUGUGUUUCAAAUACUUAAAAUCAAUGGAUGAGUGAAGUAUGCAUCCAUCCAUAGAUGAAAUUAUUUGAUGAUUUCAUACCUUAAAAUAAUUCAAUUAUUUUAGUGUUUUAAUAAA
Salvia splendens (bonfire salvia) is the source of this 6247-nucleotide messenger RNA. Its product is annotated as homeobox-DDT domain protein RLT2. The transcript has 18 exons. NCBI's taxonomy places the organism in Eukaryota, Viridiplantae, Streptophyta, Magnoliopsida, Lamiales, Lamiaceae. Bases 703 to 5967 code for a protein of 1754 amino acids. Gene Ontology annotation, biological process: regulation of transcription by RNA polymerase II. The record is from RefSeq and is a predicted model, not a curated record. Gene Ontology annotation, molecular function: DNA binding.